AUGAAGAGAACAGCGGCUUGGUUGGCGCUAGGUCAGCAGAUUCUCGCGUCAACUGCGACACCGAUCGUGAACCUCACUGGAUAUGGAUGUUUCCAGGGCCUCUCGAUUAACAGCUCCCUCACCAAUGACACCCUGCCAGCAGCAGUAGAUGCAUGGCUUGGCAUCGAUUAUGCCGCGCAGCCCGUUGGCGAACGCAGAUUUCGCCCGGUCGAGAGUCGACCAUUAACUUUCGAAGGAGUUCGUCCGGCGACAGCAUAUGGCAAGGCGUGCGUCCAGGACCCAGACGAACUUCCUUAUGAGCAAGGUGAAGCAUGUCUAAGUUUCAACGUCUACCGCACAGCAGGCGUUCCGUUAAAUCAAAAGCUACCCACCUUGGUCUGGAUCCAUGGAGGAGGUUUCGUUUCUGGGUCUUCACGCAGUAUCGACGGGGCAGCCUUCGCUGCAAACUCGAAAGAGCCAAUUGCGGUUGUCAGCUUCCAGUAUCGCCUCAACUCCCUCGGGUUCUUGCCUUCGGCAUUAUUCGAGCAGGAAGGCUUACUGAACCUUGGCUUGCUCGAUCAGCGUUUCUUCCUUGAAUUUCUUCAAGACCAUCUCGCCUCUUUCGGUGGAGAUCCAGAACAGAUUACCCUGGGCGGCCGCUCAGCUGGAGCGCAUUCAACAGGGAUCCACUACUUCCACAACUAUGGCAACGAUCCUGGGAAGCCUCUUUUCGCUCGGGUAAUACAUCAAUCGGGAUCUGUCACGGCUCGUGCUUUCCCGGACUCCAGCUAUCCCCAGUAUCAGUCGGACUUCAAGAGGUUUAUGGGUGCGUUGCACUGCCCAACCAAUGCCACGAAUGCCGCAGCUUUACAAUGUCUGCGAAAAGCGCCGAUUGAUGCGAUUCAAUCCAUCAGUGCUCAGAUGUAUGCAGACGGGGCACCAUCCAUUGCAUGGCCAUUCCAGCCAACACUUGGAGGCCCGCUGCUCGAGCGUCCAGGUUCGGUCUCCGGUAUUGAGGGAACCUUCUUCCAUCUGCCUGCCAUCACUUCCCAUGUCACCAAUGAAGGAAAAUUCUAUACUCCGGGCACUUUACAGUCGAACGAUGACUUUUUGAACUUCAUGCUUAACACUAGCCCAGAUCUGAAUGUAACCGAUAUCGCCGUAUUGAACGAGCUCUACCCAGAUCCCGUGGCUCAUCCAGAUUCACCCUACAGUAGCUCGCCAAACAGCACUCAAUACAACCGCCUUUCGGAAGCCUGGUCCGACUAUGCGUAUAUCUGUCCAAGCCGAGAAACUGCAUUCCGAGUCUCGAAAGCAAACGUGCCAAUCUGGCGUCUGCGCUUCAAUACUCCCGAUCUUCCUCUGGAGUACACUUCAUGGCGCGGCAUUCCGCAUACUUCAGAUACUCGUUACACGUGGGCCUCGAAGCGCGUGCCGUACGAGAUUACUGGUUCGAUUUACCAUGCUUAUUUGGCCAGCUUCGUCACGACUGGAGAUCCGAACACGGCACGACUUGAUGGAACGCCAGAGUGGCCACAGUAUGAUGGGUCAAAAGGUGCAGAUGCUGAACAGCUUCUAGUCAAUCCAGGGAACUUUACUGUCGUCGAACGCGACUCAUAUCGUAGGGCUCAGUGUGAUUUCUGGAACGACGAAGCUCGAGCUGCAAGGCUUCACAAAUAG
This is a messenger RNA of Pseudocercospora fijiensis CIRAD86, 1659 nucleotides long. RefSeq lists its product as uncharacterized. The record is from RefSeq and is a predicted model, not a curated record. The coding region runs from base 1 to 1659 and encodes 552 amino acids. The transcript has a single exon. NCBI's taxonomy places the organism in Eukaryota, Fungi, Ascomycota, Dothideomycetes, Mycosphaerellales, Mycosphaerellaceae.